[Candida] anglica is the source of this 1728-nucleotide messenger RNA. NCBI's taxonomy places the organism in Eukaryota, Fungi, Ascomycota, Pichiomycetes, Serinales, Debaryomycetaceae. The record is from the annotation of a GenBank genome assembly.
UCUUCUUGUUAAUCCUUUACUUCAUUGCAUUUACUUGUUAUAUAUAGCACGAUAUGAACUUAUUUGGUAGAGCAGAUGGUGAUGGUGUCUUGACACCAGCUAAUACAACUGCCACCCAAUCCAGUUUAUUCUCGGGAGUUGCCUCCGCAAAUCAAGAAAGUAGUAUACCAGCACCAAGUUCUGACUCACCUAACUCUGCAGUCUCGUCUGCGGUAGAAAGCUCGAGACCUCCUUCCAGUUCAGCUGCUCCUACAUCUUCCCAAAUUGACACACCAUCGUCGUCAUCCUCAUCGACCACCUUUGCGUCGGCCUCAUCAACCGAUUUAUCUUCAACCUCAACUGAAUCUUCGUCUCAAAGUCCGUCGAGCGAACCACCAUCAUCUUCAUCCACAUCUUCUUCUUCGUCGACCUCAUCAGCUCCAUCGUCAUCAUCCACAUCUUCGACUUCAUCGUCGUCACCACCUUCAUCUUCAUCUUCAUCGUCAUCUUCAUCUUCAUCAUCCUUGACGUCAUCCUCAUUUCUGUCGUCCCUGUCAUUUGCAACAACAACUGAAUCAACUUCGUCAUCAGUUUCACCCACUGCAUCCCCUCUGAGCUCUUCAACUGAAGCAUCAUCAACAACAGACGCUUCCAGUUCCCAAGUAGCAACAAGCACCUCAUCGUCAGAAUCGCCUACAUCCUCUACUUCUUCCUCAUCAUCUUCAUCGUCAGCAUCGGAAUCAAUUACAAGCACAACUUCAAGUACUUCAGCUUCAUCAUCUCCACUGACGACAACUGGUCCAUCGAGUUCAUUCACUCCAUAUGUAUCAACCAUUAGUGUAUCGCCAGAUAAAACCAUCACUACACUUGUAACUGUCCCUACUAGUGCACCAGCACCAAAGAAUACAAAUGCAUCUUCGGAUCAAAAGAAUUCUAAACUUAUUGGUGGGUUAGUUGGUUCAAUUGGUGGGACCAUAUUGAUAGCAGGUUUGGUACUUUUCUUUGUCUUUUUAAAGAAGCGUAAGAGUAAACUUACCAACCAAUCUCCAGAUUUUAAUAAUGAUUCUGGCUUGGAUUCAUUUGGAAGUGAAAAGGGAGGCUCAAGUUUCGGAUUCAAGAAACUUUUCGGUUCUAAAGUAUCAUCUGGUGCUGGUGCUGGUGGAGCUCUUGCCGGGAUCAACGACCUUGAAAGACAAAUGAAUAGAAAAGCAGGGGAAACUCCAGGUUAUCAAAAUCUUGAAAAUGAUGAUCAAGACAAUGAUUUCGUUUAUAGAGGAGUUGCAAAUAGUAAUAAUCUUGACUCUGUUUUCAAACCGCUGGCCAAUAAUCUGACGGGACAAAACACGGCAUCAUUGGGACAUACAAGAUAUAAUUCCACUGGUGGUAAUUCCUCCCCAGCACCUCCAUACCCAGCAUCUGCUCAUAGUGAGGAAUUUAUCUUUGGUUCCAUACCACUUAGUGAUGAACAUAAUCCUUUAAUGCCUAUUCAUCAGGAAGAAGAUAGGGUGACAUCUGGGGAAUUUAACCCUUCUGAUUAUGAUCUGGAAUUGGAAGAAGAUGAAGAUAAAUUGGUCAGACCUUCAAUGCCAGGCACCAAUGAAACAGAGAGUAGAAACUCAAAGUCUAGAUUUACAGAAGAAAUUCUUUAGUAUGAAUUAAUUACAAGAGAGUAAACCAGAAAUUCAAACAAACUGCAAUAGCAUGACCAGGAAGCGUAUGCGCCGGUCUUACCUUAGUAUUUAGCAUGAC